Messenger RNA from Fusarium pseudograminearum CS3096, 3837 nucleotides. RefSeq lists its product as uncharacterized. NCBI's taxonomy places the organism in Eukaryota, Fungi, Ascomycota, Sordariomycetes, Hypocreales, Nectriaceae. The coding region runs from base 1 to 3837 and encodes 1278 amino acids. Gene Ontology annotation, molecular function: metal ion transmembrane transporter activity. The transcript has 6 exons. Gene Ontology annotation, cellular component: membrane. The record is from RefSeq and is a predicted model, not a curated record. Gene Ontology annotation, biological process: metal ion transport; transmembrane transport.
AUGGCUGCGGCAGGAGGCCUCGGCUCACCUGGGCCAGAACUUAGCAACGACUAUGAUUCCAUCAACGUCAACCCAGCAGGAAGUCCGCCAAGUCAGCUACCGCCGCUAAAUGAUUACACAAUCAAGAAGAAUGAAGUCGAGGAGAAGGAGAAUAUUAUUAAUGAAACACCUUCCGAGGACGAAACAGCGGAAGAGCCGUCCAACAAAGGAAGCUUCACUAUUGACCCAGAGGGUGAACUUACUCACGAUCAAACAACUGUCGACAUCGUGACCGUUCCAUGUCCUGGAGCGAACUCUCUUCGAACAUGGAGUCGCGAUGGCCGGAUGGGCCGUUUCUUUGGUGCGCUGUCUAUGCGAGAUGCCGAAGGUCAAACAGCGCCAGAUCCAGAUCGACCUGCACCUUCAUGGGUCCGACAAGGCAUUCGACGUGAAGCUGAUCGAGCACGGAUUCUCCUCUACGAGCAUCCCUCAACAGCCGAGGGUAUGAGACUGAGCACCUUGGCAGAUGCGCUUCUGGAGGAGCUGGAAGAGUUGAGGAAGCGAGAGAAACAGGCCAGACCGAUUGUGUUUGUGGGACAUAGCAUUGGUGGAAUUAUUGCCAAAAUGGUUCUAACAAAGGCAAGUCGUGAUACUCGAUAUGAGGAUAUCUAUAGACAAUGCUACGGUAUUGCCUUUUUUGGCACUCCUCAUCAAGGAUCAAGCUACUUUGCCAUGCCGAACUUAGCAACCGGAAUCCAGAGUCUACUUCAACUUUCAGCCCCUUUGCCAUGUUCCAUCACCGAUGAUAUGCGCGUAGGAAAUCCUCUUCUUCUCCAGCUGGACGACGACUUUAAAUCUAUAGCACACGAUUUCCGUAUAUGGACCUUGUACGAAACUAUCGACUCUCGCCUUUCAGGGUCUACUGGAGAUGUCUACUUUACUGCACCGCUGACGUCGAUAAAAUCGGCCAUCCUCGGUAUGCGACAGGAGACGAUUCUUCCGCUGCAAAGCGACCAUGCAAAUAUAGCUUCGUUUGGGAGACACAAUGUCCACACUAUGCGAUUAUUUAUGAAGCAGUUGUCUUCGCUCAUCGACCGAGCAGACGAGUAUUCCUGCGAGGAUAGAAAUUGGACUUUGGAUCUCGAACAAAAGGUCAACGUCGAAAUCCAUGGGUUCUUCGAGGAUUCUCCGGGACCACUGGACUCGGCGACUAUCAGAGCGUGGUCUACAAGGUUACCUUUGCGGGAGUUUCUGAGAAAGGGGCCCCAGGAGUGUUUGGCUGAUAGACUGAACGAAGUCGAGACAGUUGAUGAAGGAAGAUUCUUGAGGGAAAGAGGGAAAACAGCCAGGUUGCCGACACAAAGGGGAGACAUGGAUGGAGCAGGCAACAAUGCUUUAGGAAUCUCACAGGAUGGAUCAUUCCAUGCAUCGCCCCCUGCUUCACCGAUUAUCCGACCCAUUGACGCCAAAAACACAAGGUCGGAAUCAGCGCCUCAAGUGAUCUCGAGAUCUCCCAUUACACCCUUGUCGCCAGUAGCAAUAUCACCACCAACACACUACUCAACGCCAAUGCAACGGCCAUCGCCUCUUAUACGCGCCAACUUUGAUCAAGAUCUCGCCGUGGAUCGUCUAUCGCCGCCUCCCAGUGGUCGCAUGGGCCGGACGCUUAGCAGAUCUACAAGUCUGGGCACACAGGCUUCUCAAUACGAGUAUCGAGAUUUCCCUCCUUUUUCGCAACGCAGCCGAAGUACCAUCGAGGGCUUCAGCGACGAGGACGAUAUUGACGCAUCUCCAAAACUACCAGAAGCUAUAGUUGCAAUCCGAAAGGUCGUUGAAAAUGGAGACAAAAGAACAAGUGAGACUGUUAUUGUUGAUGAAGUCCCUGUUGCGUUUUCGAAACCUCAAGUGGAAGCCAGAAAGUUCAUAUGGGUACAUUUACCAUAUAAUAAUCCAAGCUGGGUGACGAAAAUAUUCGAGACGUUGCAAAUAUCGGAUCAUCGCAACUAUGCUCCUCUGUUCAACAAUGACUUUUGGGCAACGAGACAUUCCCGUGGGCGACACUCUCAGCAUUAUGCAUAUUUUGCUAAGCCAGGAUGCUACUUCUCAGCUCCUCGACACAUGUCUCCUCGAGGUCGGUCUUCUAAACAAUCUUCAAUGACAAGGAGUGAUGGCGGGGUCUAUACGUGUCUAUUCCUACCAUAUCUCCACUUCGACUCUUACAAACGACUUAUUCGCCGACGGGAACUGAUUCUGCAGCGUUUGAACCAUGGAAGAGCCCGGCCUGUGCCUGAAUCUGUUGCUAAAUCCGACUCUCUUGAAGCGCAGGUUAUUUGGGAGUAUCUGGGUCAUGAUCCGCCUAUCAACUGCCGAAGAACGCUGGAUCAAUACGGAUACCCUUCUCUACGAGAUACAAGAUCACGAGAUGAUGAUCAGAUGCUGUACAAGUUGACAAAAGAACGAAGCUUUGCUCCUGGGCUGGGUCCCGGAUUUCAUGGACAGAUGUCGAAUAGUAGCGAUGGUAGCAGUGGAAGUGGAAGUCGGAGAUCCAAGACAAGCAGUCAAGAUGGAGACAAUGAGGACAUCCCAGAGGAAUCCAUACUCAAUGGUAACGUCCUCAUGGUAGAUCAGCUGUGGUUGUGGGUCAUUGAUUCUCACACGUUACUGUCCUUCUUCCCCAAGCGCGAGGGCGAUGCUAUUGAAGGGCCUCUGUAUCAACAAGCAGACCUUCGCGACAGUAUAUUUAACGAAGUCAACGUCGAUCUUACCCGCCAGUGCGAAAACGCUCUAGAUCUAGCAGCGCUGUCUGUACUUCACGCGGUAACUGUGCUCCUCGAUCGAGCAUCGCAUCCUGAUCUCGAAGUUUUUCGAAUCUUUGAAGAAGCCAUCAGCGUUCUCACCGAGAAACUCACAUUCUCGCUCAAAUCCUUUCGUGCCGAGGGAUUUCGCGACAAAGCGUCGGCAUACGAACCAGUUGAGAACAAAGCUCGAUCCAUCAGAGCGCGGCACAAAGCUGAAGGUCGUCGAUCAGAAGAGGACAACCGCGAUAAUACAUCCGCACUUCUGGAACUUCGGGAUAUCGAGGACGAGCUUUUGAUUCUCGUACAUCUUUUCGAACGACAGUCCAAGGUCGUCAGCUCCAUGCUUUCGACUUAUGCUCGACCCGAACUUCGUGAGCGAACAGCAAACGGAAGAAUAUUUCUGAGUGAAGCCCUCAAGAAACUUUCCGAGUAUGCCCACCAGGGACAAGAGAUGAUUGAGAGGGUCAGAAAUACAAGAGAUGACUAUGACAAGCUGCUUCAGAUGGUUCAGAGGCAAGCUCAGGUUGAUGAGGUGCGGCUGAGUAGACUUCACGCCGACCUUGCCAGUGCACAGAGUCGAAGUGUCAUGAUUUUUACCACGUUUACAGUCAUCUUCCUACCAUUGACAUUUUUCACUGGUCUAUUCGGUAUGAACACGCACGAAUGGGGUGGUGAGAAUAACCUCAGCCUCAAGACUAUUGGCGCGAUCUCUCUUCCGUCCAGUCUUGCUCUUGUCAUCUUCUCUCUUGUGGCGGCCUGGAGCACAAGGGCUAGACUCUUUGCCAAAUGGCUCACUCACCUAUAUCGCAUCGCCAUGUCGUGGUUCUGGAGGACACUGUGCAAGCCUGUUGUUUCAGGUGUAGCGGGUAUGGUUCCUCAACGGGACGAGCGACAAAGAGACGAGAGGGACUUGAGAGGCAAGAAAGGCAUGUUGAGGGAAGAGAUGAGUGAUUUUUGGGAAAGACAUCGACUAGAGAGGGACAGGGGAUACACGGUGCCUGAGAAGAACAAGAAGACGACUAUGGGAGGCAAGGGAAGUUGGAGAUCAAAGAUGAAGUAG